Astyanax mexicanus (Mexican tetra) is the source of this 10992-nucleotide messenger RNA. RefSeq names its product growth arrest-specific 2 like 1 (gene gas2l1). The transcript is spliced from 6 exons. Gene Ontology annotation, cellular component: actin filament; microtubule plus-end; stress fiber. The coding region runs from base 439 to 3702 and encodes 1087 amino acids. Lineage: Eukaryota; Metazoa; Chordata; Actinopteri; Characiformes; Acestrorhamphidae. The record is from RefSeq and is a predicted model, not a curated record. Gene Ontology annotation, molecular function: cytoskeletal adaptor activity; microtubule binding; actin filament binding. Gene Ontology annotation, biological process: protein localization to microtubule plus-end; regulation of microtubule polymerization or depolymerization; actin crosslink formation.
AGGAUCUGGAUGAUGAUCAGUGUGGGUUUGAAUCUCGGGCAGAGAGAGGAGGAGGAGAGACCCGGAGCUCAGGCCGAGCCGCCAGCGCCUCCAGGCCGGGAUUAGCGCGUGUGUGAGCGGGGAGAGAGAGGCAGCGCGGCCGCGGGCAGGGAGAGAGGCUGGAGCGCAGGAGCCGCAGCGCUCUGUCCGUGUGGAGGAACCCCUCCGCCGCUCCGCAGUGACCGGACCUCCUUCACCGCCAUCCGAGCCACACCAGCCGGCCUCGCGCUCCAAUGGGCGCGUGACCCCUCGCCAUGCGUGACUGUCGGCUGCACACGCGGGAUGCGUGUACGUUCCUUGCAUUGAUAACGACCCAGAUGCACAUGCCCAGGGAUCCAGCGAGGAGCUGCACUGGCUAACGUUCUUUUAUACCUCAGCAACCCCCCUCCCGCCGACAACAUGACAACGGACCAGAGCAACAUCCAGUCCUCCGCCUGCAAGAGCAUCCGGCCGUUCAAGUCCAGCGAGGAGUAUCUGUACGCCAUGAAGGAGGACCUGGCGGAGUGGCUCCACGGGCUCUACGGCCUGGACAUCACCGUGGAAACCUUCAUGGAGAGCCUGGAGACGGGCUGCGUGCUCUGUAACCACGCCAACAACGUCAACCGCGCCGCGCGCCCCUUCCAGCCCCAUCGCCCGUGGCAGGACGUGGCGUACCAGUCGCGCGGCGCCAUGCCCGGCUCCUUCGUGGCGCGCGACAACGUGUCCAACUUCAUCGGCUGGUGCCGCAGCGAGCUGCGCGUGAAGGACGUGCUGAUGUUCGAGACUAACGACCUGGUGGAGCGCGGCAGCGAGAAGAACUUCGUGCUCUGCCUCCUGGAGGUGGCGCGGAGAGGUGCGCGGUUCGGCGUUCCUGCUCCCGUUCUCGUACAGCUGGAGCAGGAGAUCGCCCGCGAGGAGAGCCGCGAGCGGGAGCGGGAGAGGGACCUCAAGGGCGUUGCCGCGGGAACGCCGGGCGUGCCGAACGGCGAGCGCCAGAACGGGCGCGAGAGCGAGAGGUACCAGGAGGAGGAGCCUGAGCUCGCGCCGAUCUGGCAGCCGCAAAGGAUAGUGUGCGACAUGCGCAAUCUGGACGAACUGGUACGGGAGAUCCUGGGUCAGUGCUCGUGUCCGUCCCAGUUCCCCAUGACCAAGGUGUCUGAUGGGAAAUACAAAGUGGGUGACUCCAGCGCGCUCAUCUUCAUCAGGGUGUUGAGGACUCAUGUGAUGGUGCGAGUGGGCGGAGGCUGGGACACGCUGGAGCAUUACCUGGAUAAACACGACCCCUGUCGCUGCAACGCCUUCGCUCACCGGUAUCAGCAGGGUAAGGCAGCGGGUCCGGCUCCUCACAGUAAAAGCUCCAGCGCCCACUCGUCCCGCUCUACCAGCCCGGGACCCCACUGGAAGGGCGAGUCUAUGGGGGCGUAUAAAAGCCCAGACCGGCGCUCCCUGGAACCGUCACACACCUGCCCCGCCCUGUCCUCCUCACGCCCCGGCAGAAGCCCCCACGUCCCGGCAGAUACAGAACCCGGGAGAAACCCGACCACCCUGCUGCCCAGACCCCCACGAGACCGCUCUGAACCACGCCUCAACCCCCUCAGCCUCAGGAAUAAGGACUCUCUGCUGCCGUUGACUCGCCGACUCUCUGGAGACAGCGACUCCUCCAAUGCCUCGUCUUGUAAAGGUGGCGGUGGAGCGACCGGAGGAGGUCGACUUUCUCUGGGAGCCCGGCGCAUGAAUGGGGAGGAAGUGGUGCUGAUGGUCAACCGUAAAGAGGGCAAGCACAUGAUCGAGCGACCAGAGGGUGGAACCCAUAUACCAGCCUUGCGCCCCCCUCAGACCCGGGCUCGGAGUGCUUCCAGAGAACGGCCUGCACCCCCAUCCAUGCUUAAACCUAGCCCUCCCCAAGGUCCUGCAGAGGGGCACCGGGCUGCGCGGCCAGAAAGGGGCAGGUCAAUGGGCCCAGAAGGUCCUAGAAGACUCCAAGGUCCUCGAUCCCUCAGCCAGGGAAAAGCUCCUCUACGUAGCCGAGUAAGUGAGGGCAGUCCUGUGUCUCCUCGCCACAGAGAUCACAGAGACAACCGAGACCACAGAGACCUCCAACCCAAAGAUGAAUUGAGGAGCAAGCAGGUGCCUCCAGGUUCCCCCAAGUUGAGCGGUGGCUUGUCCAAGCGACAAAACUCCUCUUCGGCUUCGAGUUCCCCUAUCAAAGGGGGAUCAGGAACAAACAGCCCUGUGAAGAAGGGCAUGACCCCAAGACCUCCUGCUCCACGUUCGCCUUCGGUGGGCAGUCGGAGGCUCCUGCCACCUGUCUCUCAGCCAGGUCGGCGCUCCCCGCACUCUUCGACUAACCACCAAAAACCCCAUCACCACCCACCACGAUCCCCUCGGGUUGCCCACAGUCCUCGACCGCCCGGCAGGGCACAGAGAGGAUGGAGUCAACAACAAGCCCCCGAACCCCCGGAGGAUGAAAUGGGAAUGGGAUUUGGACUCCAGUCCCUGUCCCCUCAGGAUGCUGCACAGCGAGAGAUGGAGCUGUACCGCACAUUUGAGGCAGAGUUCCUGGCCAACACACAACAACAGCAUCAGCCGGCUCAAAGCUCUAGCCAUGCUAGAGCACCUACCGCAAAGGAAGUGGGACAUUUGCAGCUUCCAGGCGCUGGUGACCUUAACGUGACUGAUUCAGCGUACUCUUCAUCUAACUCCUCUUCGUCCUCUCUAAAUGUUGGAGGGAAGAUGGGAAUGUUGCCUGAUUUGCGGGAAUCAAAGCGGACUCGAAAUUGCGCGCUGGAGGAUCCCCCUACGCUACUGCACAGCCAGACCCGAGCCGGCUUUCCCUGCAAUGGGGUGCGAGAACGAGAACAGUGGCCCGGUCUUGGUGGGGGUCUCCGAAAACUCCCUGCCAUUUCGAGCUCAAUUGAGGAGAGCGAGCAAGUCAGAGAUUUUGACUCAAGACUUCCGUGUGUCCCCUGGCAGGUAAACGGAGGUCUCUCUGGUCUCCCCCCUGCUGAGGCACUCAUGGAUUCUCAGCUGGACUACGCUGAAGUGGAGGGUGACGUUCCUCUGGAUGAUCACCACCACCAGCCGAAUCUGCCCUAUGACCACGGGGAUGCCAAUGAUAAUGCUAACACUACUAAUGACCAUCCACUCCCAGAGACAUUCCCUUCUCCCUUCCCACCUCCUCCGGAUGACUGUUCCUACAACGACUCCUCCAGCGAGAGCUCCUCCAUGUGUUUUAGUUUGAGCGAGCCUCUUUCCGAGGGAUCCUGCACCCCUCCACCUCCUUAUCCUGCCAAUGGAGAUGUCGACAACACAGUCGUCUUGCGCCCAAAGAAGGGGCAGAAGAAGUCGGAGAGGGUGCCUUCCAUCUACAAGCUCAAGCUGCGUCCACGGAUACGACCUCGCACUGACAACCGUCCGGAGAACAGUCCGUCACGAAUUCCGACGCCGGUCAGCUACAGAGACAGAGACCUGCACCAACGGCAGCAGCAGCAUUCCCCUGCGAACCUGUCCCCUCUUCAGACGCCACCACAGUCUCCACGAUCCCAUGGGCAUGCACCAUCCCGCAAAGCUCUGCACCAGGCCUUCGCAGACCUCAUCCACCCGCAGCAGAGAUCACCAACCAUGGGAUCAAGGGAGCGCUCGUUUUCGCUGGAGUCCAGCUUGGACGGGGAAGCUUGGAUGUAGAAUCACGUUGCAUUAGCCUGUUGGAAAAUAGAGUCAUGAAUGUAUUCAGCAUUUGACAAGCACAGCUUGAUGAUGAGAAGGUGAACGACUGCUGAUGAAGGGGGUGUCAUCCGGUUGAUACAUUGAGAUCACGGGCAUAUCACCAAGGCUUACCACCAAAUGUUUCCUUGAAAAGUACAGAAAUUGUGUACGACAGGCUCCAGACACUGGAUCUAGAUCGCAGGGAAAGGCAAAGGGACAACCUGAGGGUUGAACUAAGUCUAAAAUGGCUGGAGUAGGAACGUCUCAAAGUCUUGAAGCCUCAAAGCUGUGGCUGUCUUGUAGCAACACACUAAAGAAAGCACUAAACUACUUUCCGAAUUGGAGGGAAUGGAAGGAGGAAGAAACAGGUCUUUGGGCAAACGAUAGAGCAAAGGAUUACAUCGUUUGGCAUAUCAAAGGAUUGCUGUCCGUGGCUAAAUCAGAUUUUCAGAGCAUGUCACAAAUUCCUAAUGCUUCGCAUCAGCCUGUUCCCUGUCCUGUUAAAAAAUGAUGUUAAAAAAAUGUGUUACCAAAGGGCACCAUUCUGCUUCGCAUGUAAUUUGUCGCUGUUUUUGCUCUUUUUUCACUUUUGAGGGUAUUUUUUGUAGCGUACAUACGUUGCAGGAUCAAUCAUUACUUCUGAGGGCUUAUGUUGCGACAAUUGUGGAACUGUUGCUUUGUUGAAUGGGAUGGUAAAGGAAAUCAAAAAAGAAAAAAAUAAGAAAUGAUACCUUGACACAAAGGACAUUUGGACAAGUGUCCACGGCUUUUCUUAAAAAGGUGGAAGGGCUUCUCAUAGAAGUCGCAAAAGGGGACACUCUGAAGGAAGUUUCCCAUCAAAAUCCUUGCUAGUUGUUCAUGCACCAAUGUCUUUUGUCCUUGUCGUCGCUUCUGUUAGUGACUCCAGAGGUCUGACCCAGUUCAAACAACAAUGUUUGCUAAUGUCUGAUUGUCCUCUGCAAAUGUCUCACAUCCGGAGCAACAGAUGUCCACUGGACAGCACAGUCCUGCUUUUAGAAAACCAAUUCCUUGACCUUCGCCAUUGGUUUUAAACUUGUUUCAGGUUCUCGCUAAUUUUAUGUAUAUGUUUUGGAUAUGAUGGGGUUGAUACGGUAAUACAGGGCUUAUCCUGUAGGUGGCGUCGUUCUUUUUUUUCCUAUUUUGGACCAGUAUGAUUGUUCACAACUUGAAUGGCAUUCGUUGAAUGUCUGAAAGCUUCAGAAAUGUCCCAAGCAUCAUUUUUGCUGUAAUUUUGCCUCUGAUUUUUACAUUUUUGCUCAUUUUUUGGUGGUUGGAGGAGUGGCGUUCGAUAUAAACCAGGGCUGCACGAUACCAAAGACCAAACUUGGCCUCAGUGACCAAUCAGUAUUAGGUAAUUAAUUAAGUGGACCAAUAGAAGUGCUUUAUGAUAGGUGGCAAAAAGUUAAAUUGUUGAUUUUUUUAAAUAUGCUUUCUGCAUUUUAUUACCCUAUUUUAAAAUAUUUAAUUUGUGGAUGUUCACAUACUUAUUUUAGAAAUUAAAUUAAAUCAGAUACAAAACUGAUUGUAUCAACUCUCAUUGAUCAAUCAAUCCCUUUAAUGCUUUUCUUAUAAAAUACAGUAUAAAUUACUGUAACAUAUUUUCAAAACACAUGUAUUUUUUAUAAUUAGCUUUGAAUUAAUUAGUCUGACAACAGUGAGCGUACAGAUAAGAAAAUUUUAUUAACUUUAUUAACAUAUUAAUUAUUUUAUCUUAAGAAUUUGCCUAAAAAAUGACUUAAAAUCCUUAAAAGGUGAGACACAAAUUGAGCUGGUGGUGUUUUGUUUAAACUAUGCAAAUGUAUGCAAAUAUGUAUAUAUUAUACAUACAUAUUGUAUAUAUAUAUGUAACAAAUAAACAGAAAUUGUGUGAAAUUGUUGAAUAUUUAAGUUCGGAAACUUAAACUCGUAAAAAAUCAGUAGGUAAAAUAGGUCAAAUCUCAUUUGUAUGUCUAAAUAUGUUUUUUUUUUUUUUUUUUUUGCAAAAUUUCCAAUAUAAAAAAUUAAAUAAAUAAAUAUAGAACUGGGCGAUAUGGUAAAUUUAUUCGUUAUAUCACAAUAUUUAUUCUCAGUCAGUUUUAUGAGGUAGAGUCACCUGGAAUUCAGCUUUCAGUUAACAGCUGUGCUGAACUCAUCAAGAGUUAAUUACUUGAAUUUCUUGCCUCUUAAUGUGACGGGGAGCUAGGGGUGGGCAAUAUGGCCCUGAAAUAAUAUCACAAUAUUUUAUGGUAUUUUCGCGAUAACGAUACUCUUAACGAUAUAAAAAAAAAAAAACACUGAAUUACAAAACCAUUUAUACUACAAUACAAUACACAGUAAAAUAAAGUAGCACCCUGAUGUGAUAAUUAGGGGUAUCACCAUAUUCAGUAAUGUUGGCGAUAUUAUUGCGUACGAUACGAUAUGGCACGCCCCUAUAAGACAUAAGUGAAUGUAAUUGGCCGAUUGUGAUUUUUUUUUUUUUUUUUUGGGGGGGUUUAUUAAAGUGAUAAUACAGUAUCAGUACAUACUCAGUAUCGCAGUAUCGUGAUACUGAUUAUCAGAUGAUCAGGUAUCGUGCAGCCCUGGUGAGCCGGGAGAACCCGGAGAGCACCUGUCAGACUGCGUUCCCAUUCGCUGUGUUAGUUACUGGGGUGAUUAAGCAGAACACUGCGGUUCUAGACUCACUAGAACCCUCCAUCACCCUCCAUCCAGGGACCUGAUAUAGUGAUCUAGUGGAUCAGAGGCUUGCAUCAACUUCUACGGCAAAAAAAAAAAAGACUUUUAAAAAAUGUGUAUGAAAAUAUGAUUAUUUAUGUUGGGGGUGGAGAGAAUUAAGGUAUAUGUAAUAUAUGUGUAUAUGUUUAUUGUUUAAAAUGUUGAAAUGUGUGGGGUGGGCUGGGGUACAGAGUGUGUGUGUGUGAGAGUGUGUGAUAUUAAUGGAUUAUUGUAUAAAUUGUAUUAUAUGAUGCUGUUGGUUUGGGUGAGUUUUGCCUUAGCUAUGCAAUAAGUGCUGCCUCGACAACUCGUUCUGCCUUAAAGUGUGUGUGUGUGUGUAUAUAUAUGUGUGUGUGUGUGUGUGUACACAUUUAUAUUAUAAUUCCGAGCACCCGCACCAUGAUUCAAACACUAAACCCCACUAAUAUCACUACACACACACACACACACACACUCCCGACUGACCCCAUUGGUUCUGAAUGGUGAUUUAAGAUUAUUAAGUUUAUUGAGUUUAUUAUUAAAGAGAGCGUGAUUACAGGGUUAUUGUUGCAGCAUGUUGAUGAUGAUAGUGAUGAUGGUGAUGAUGAAAUGUUCUACACUCUUAAAAAUAAAGGUUCUAAAUCGCUCCUGCCUUGUGCAUCUAUGCUUCUUAAGCGUGUACUCACACUUAGGCACUCCUCCGCUGGCCUGCACUCCCAAUACGUUUAAACAAUCCGUGCCCGAGCACACUUAAGUCAUUACUCACUACUCUGAAUUGAACAACCCCGCCAUGCAAAGCACCCUCUCUCGGGAGCGCGUCUUCUUCAUAAAAGCAGAGUAUCUCUUCUUUAACUUGAUUAGAAAUACAUGCCAAAAUUCACAGUUAUCUUAGUCACAGUUACAUGCGUAGCAAUGCUCCUGAGAGGUGGUGCUUUUUCUGGCGGGGGUGCUGAAUUUGUUUAAAGGAGCGUUGCAUCACUGCCUGUUUACUCUAUACUCCACCUAAUAAAUUCAGAUCAGUAACCAACUAAUCAGGAAUGAACCCCAAAUUGUGUGAUUUUGAUUCAUAUUCUUUAAAAUAUAGAUUUCAGGAAAGCUCCAUUUUCAUUGAUUUCUAUUAAUUAUAUUCUGACAGUUGCAGAUUUUAUAUUACAAUUCUAAUUGAGAUUUUCAGUAACAUUUCUUAUCAAACACAAAACCUUUUAAUGUAAUGUUUGAAUAGAAAUACAAAAGAUAUACGUGCGUAAUAUCAAGCAAAAACUGACAGAAAGGCUGCCUGUUAAAGGGUUAAAUUAUGCUUAUAAAUUAUAAGCAUAUUUAUGUCAUUUUAGACCAAAUAAACACUGUUUUCUAAAAACAUUUUAAACAUUCUACACAUUAACACAUCAUACACUUGAAUUUAAUACUGAUUAAGACUUUUAAUUUGUACUUUCAGACACAUUAAGGCUGUACAUUAAGGCCAAUAUGUUUAAAUGAACAAUGCGCAGCAGGUAAACUUUCAUGUGUUCAAAAAACAUAAUUUUGGGUCUAAUAAUGAAUACUAAAAACAGGCAAAAUUUUAAUUUGUAAUUUUUUUAAUUAGUAACGGACCCUCUAGGAACAUUUAAAAAAUAUUUAAAACUAUAACAUUUUUGUAGGACUUUUCAUUUGUAAAUUGUCCACAGAACAUAACUGUAUAAAGAGAUGCUGACAAUAAUUUUGUUUUAAAAUAAGGACUUUUCAUUUAUAAACUGCUCACAUAAUAUAUUUUUUUAUUCAAAUGUAGGACUUUUCAUUUGUAAAUGGUGACAUAUCGAGUUAAAGGACAUGCUAGCAUUCUGACCUCUUUAAUUAAUUAAUUAAUUAAUUAAUUAAUAAUUAAUUAACAUUAAUUGGAAUCUUUACACUAUGUGGAGGUCCUUCAAACUACGAAUAAGUAACAACGUAUAUGUAUUAAAUAUUAAAUAUAUAAAUAAUUUAAAUAAAAUUAAAAAUCUUAAUUGUGCUUUUAAUUCCUAAUUUUAGAAAGAAUUUUUAGAAUUUUAUUUAUUAAGUAAAAGCCUUUACUUGCUUAGUUUUAAAUGAUAAAUUAUUUAUUUACAUUUAUUUUAUUUGAGGAAUUCUUUUUGGAACCUUUAUUUUUAUGAGUGUAACUGUUUUGUAUAUGGUUUCUAAAUUGAUUAAAAGUCGUAAAACCACUUCUAAGUGGACUUUUUAAAGGUAAAAGGGAGCUUGCUCAUAUUGAGCGUCUCUUUUCUUGUGGUUUGGCGCCACCUGGUGGCGGAGUGGGUGAAUUGCAGUUUAUAUGGAUGGUGGUUUAAAGAAGAGCAGUAGGUGGAGAUUAAUGGUGUGAGUUACAGUAGUGUGUGUGUGUGUGCGUGUGUUUCUGAAGGUGUGUGUGGGCUAAAUGAGUGUAUUUAAGGGCAGUAAGAGUUACUGGUCUGUGAUUGGUGGUGAACUGUAAGUGUAUAAUAGGAAAGAGAUGGUUUUACUGUAUCUAAUCUAGUCUGAUCUGGUCUGAUGUUGGUAUUGGAGGUUUUUGGUCGGUAUUGUGGGUUUUGAAUGUUUUUUAAAGCUUUAAUCAGAUGAUCAAUAAUCAAUAAAGAGCCAUUUUUGAUCUGGAAAGGAUCUGGAUCAGAGAUGCAGAGCUGUUCUGGUGGAAUACACAAUCUUAGGCAACCUUAAGUGGUCUUAAUGUUGUGGCUAAUACAAUCCCAGACCAGAUAAAACAUGAAAUAUCUUUAGAUUUAUACUUUUUUCGGCAAUCAAAUAAAGUCUAAAGCUCUAUCUGGAUGGGAUUAGUUUCUCAGGGGGUUCUGGGUAGUUUUCUCUUUUAUGGUGUUUUUAUCCUCUGUGAUUUUAUUCCCGUCCAGAACGAUCAUGUACGUGUUUAAUUUUCUCAGACGUUCUCUGAGAAAAUUACAGGCUGAAUUAUCUACUGUUUUUCUCUGAACUCCGUGCUCCUCCGCUAAUUUUAGUCCCGUCCGGACGCACAUCUCUGAGUUUCGUCUCCUCGCCUUUAAUAAAAUAGAUAUUUGUCCACUGCUGCACAUCGUAAUUACUGUAGACUUUGGGCGCGCCACGGUUUCCACGGAGAUCCACUUUAAAAAAAAACACAACAGCAAGUGGAAAUGGAGGAGCUACUGAACACUGUGAUGAUGUCAUGUGACCGAGAAAACUGAAGCCUAAAAACUCACUGAUCCUCCUGUUUUUUAAUUGCAGUCCAGAUGCAGGAGUUUUAUCACUAAAGAGUAGAAGUGUGAAAUACUGUAUUUUUUAUAGACGUCCCUCUGAGAAACUAAUUCAGUCCAGAUAAAGAUUAAGUAAGUGUAAUAAACAGUUAAAAUAUUGGAAUUAUUCAGUAUUCCACUGAUUGGAUUGAUUCACGUGUAAGCUACACACACAAACACAAACACACACUCACACACACACACUGCAUAUCCUUCUUUUACACAUUAUUAUAAGUUCCCAUUCACUGCCACACACUGUUCAGACCAGUGACUGUAUAAAAGCAUGGACAUCAAUCAGACUUACUAAAGUAAAGGGAAUGGAGAAUCAGUUUCUGCUAACAUUGGGGCAACUUUCAACAAAGUCUUCUAACAUUUUUAGAACGUUGCAUUAACGUUGUUGGAACGUUUUUUAAUUACAUUGGGGAAACUUUCAAUUAAAUAGUGUAACAUUUUAAGAAAGUUCCAUUAAUGUUAUUGUGGAAAAGCUUUUUUUAACAUUGAGGAACUUUUGAACAAAUUUGUGUAACGAUUUUAAAACGUUAAAUUAUUUUUUAUUGUAGAAACGUUUUCUGGUAACAUUGGAACAACUUUGUACGAAGUUGUGUAACAUUUUUAAAACGUCCAUUAAUUUUGUUGUGGAAAAAGAUGAAUAACAUUGGGGCCAUUUUCAACAAAAUCAUGUAACAUUUUUAGAACAUUCUAUUAAUGUUAUUGUGGAAAUGUUUUCUGCUAACAUUGGGGCAGCAAAAUUGUGUAACAUUUGUAAAAUGUUUCAUUAACAUCACUGUGGAAAUGUUUCUUCUAACAUUGGGGCAACUUUGAACAAAAAAACUCCCAACAUUGGGGGAACUUUGAACAAAGUUGUGUAACGUUUUUAUAACAUUUCUUUAACGUUACCAUGGAAACGUUAAGCUGUCCAUGCUUUUCUACAGUCGCUGGUUUGGACCUCGGUAUCGGUAUCGACCCACAUGUUGCUUUAAUGGUGAAUCAGCUUUAUCAGUUCUGAUAGAACCUCUCCGGUUCUGAUUCUGUUUUUUUGCUUCAUGUUUAUGGAUUUAUGGAUUAUUUUGGAUGUAUUUUAAACCUGCAUGGCUUUUUUCCCCUCACGUCUCCAUUGGCUCCCACUAAUGCAUGCCCCGCCCACUUUCUGUCCGUACCCAUAAAAUAAUAAUCUGAUCUCCUCCUGCCUGCGUUCCUCUUCUGUUGCUGCAGAGCUGGAGAUGGAUGGUGAUUGGACGAAUCUCGGACUGAGCUGUUGCGAUUGGUCGGUUUGAAGAGCAAUAUUUGCAAAUCCAGGACUUUACUGUUGUUUGGAAAAAAAAAACAAUUGCUGUUAAUUUUGUUCUUGUAAUAAAAGCUGUUUUUCUGA